Molecule: messenger RNA, 1971 nt
Organism: Colletotrichum truncatum
Lineage: Eukaryota; Fungi; Ascomycota; Sordariomycetes; Glomerellales; Glomerellaceae
Product: sister chromatid cohesion protein eso1
Biological process (GO): error-prone translesion synthesis; response to radiation
Cellular component (GO): nucleus; site of double-strand break; replication fork
Molecular function (GO): DNA-directed DNA polymerase activity; damaged DNA binding
Source: RefSeq, a predicted model, not a curated record
AUGUCGUCCUCGCAGCCAUUUCGGGAUUCUUCCCCUAUUCCUGGCACGAGCAGGCGCAAAUCUAACUUCACCUAUCGGCAUUUAUCUCAACUGGCCGCUUAUAACACAUCUUGUCCAUUACGGGUCAUCGCUCACAUUGAUCUGGAUGCCUUCUACGCGCAAUGUGAAAUGGUUCGUUUAGGUGUGCCAAAGGACCAGCCUCUAGCCGUCCAGCAAUGGCAAGGGCUUAUCGCCGUUAACUACCCGGCACGUGAACAUGGUAUCGGUCGCCAUUGUACACUGGCUGAAGCCAAGAAGAAGUGUCCCACUCUGAUUGCCCAGCAUGUGGCGACAUGGCGAGAGGGCGAAGAUAGAUGGGCUUACCGUGAUGAUGCCGCCGCUCAUAUCCAGAGUGACAAGGUAUCUCUCGAUUCAUAUCGGUUGGAGUCUAGAAAGAUUCUGGCUGUCAUUAAAGAGAGUUUACCUCAAGAACUUCAAAAGGUCGAGAAAGCGAGUAUCGAUGAGGUUUUUCUGGACCUGUCUGCUCAGGUGCACUCCGUUUUGCUGGAGAGAUUCCCAGAACUUGGUAACCCGCCCCCUUACGAUGAUCCGACAGAGAGUUUGCCGAGGCCUUCCGUGGUUGCGUUGGAUUGGAAAGCAGACGCCCUCAUCGACUUGAACGAGGAGGAAGAGUCUGUCGACCCGGAUUGGGACGAUGUGGCGAUCCUCAUUGGGUCUGAGAUCGUACGGGGCGUGCGAAGCCAGAUUCUAGAGAAGCUCCAAUACACAUGCUCUGGAGGCAUUGCCAAGAACAAGCUCCUCAGCAAGUUGGGUUCUGGCCACAAGAAGCCCAACCAGCAGACUGUGAUCCGGAACCGAGCUGUGGAUCAGUUCCUAUCCGACUUCAAGUUUACCAAGAUUCGCAACCUCGGAGGAAAGCUUGGCGAGAACGUGGUGACAACUUUCAACACUGACGCUGUCAGUGAACUCCUUACCAUUCCGUUAGACGAGAUGAAAACAAAAUUGGGACAUGAUACGGGAACCUGGGUUUACAAUACCAUUCGGGGCAUCGACACAAGCGAAGUUAAUUCUCGGACACAAAUCAAGUCGAUGCUUUCGGCGAAAUCUUUCCGGCCCUACAUCGACACCCCGGAACAGGCUUGCAGAUGGCUUAGAAUCUUUGUGGCAGACAUUUUCGCCCGUUUGGUUGAAGAGGGAGUUUUGGAAAACAAACGGCGACCGAGAACGAUAAACUUGCAUCACCGUCACGCUGGCCAAACAAAAUCACGCCAGGCCCCAAUCCCACAGGGCAGAGCUCUUGACGAGCAGACACUCUUCGAUCUGGCAAAGAACCUUCUGAAUCAAAUAAUAGCAGAAGGCAGUGUUUGGCCCUGCGCCAACUUAAGUUUGAGCGUUGGAGGAUUCGAAGACGGUGUCACGGGCAACAGGGGCAUCGGCGCCUUUCUGCUCAAAGGCGAUGAAGCCCAGGCUUUAAAGCAAGGUGGUCGCGAAGCAAGCCAUCCGUUGCCAGUAGAGGACAAGCCGGCCAAACGCCGCCGGAUGGAGGGGGGGUCAAUCCAUCGCUUCUUCACGCGGGAUGUUUCCAUUGACAACGAAGUGUCGCCCUUCAAUGCAACCGCCGACAAUGAUGCCAAAUUGCAGGAUGAGGUCACGACUGGGGAUCCCACAGCGGCUACUCUUACGAUUGAGGGCCUGUGGGACCAAGGCCAAAAUAGUAAUCACCAGCGGCGAACCACACCCUUCGUAUGCUCGCGUUGCAACACAGGCUUUGAAACGCCAGAAGAACACCAAAGCCACGAGGACUGGCAUUUUGCCAAAGACCUUCAGGAGGAGGAACGUGGCAAUACCGUAUUUGCCAACCGCACCUCCGCCGUGCGCUCCGGGGCAAAGACAUCAGGAGCAUCAGCCAAGCGAGGAGGGGGUCGUGGAGGCAAACUCGAACAAGGACAGAGCAGGUUGAAGUUUGGAUGA